Chanos chanos (milkfish) is the source of this 1161-nucleotide messenger RNA. It is a transcript of the gene smtnl1, whose product is annotated as smoothelin-like 1. Gene Ontology annotation, molecular function: protein binding. The record is from RefSeq and is a predicted model, not a curated record. Bases 1 to 1161 code for a protein of 386 amino acids. NCBI's taxonomy places the organism in Eukaryota, Metazoa, Chordata, Actinopteri, Gonorynchiformes, Chanidae. The transcript is spliced from 7 exons.
AUGGAGAAUUCUGAAAAUGUAACUGCAAUCCAUGAAACUGAGGAAAACAACAACAAGGAAACAAAGGACAAGGAGCCUGCAGAGGAGAAGUCUAAUGAGCCAGAUGCAGAACCAGGGGGCGGGGCUGAAAAGACUGGAGGAGGGGCCAGUGAAGAGAAUGAAGGGGUGGAGCCUAAUGCAAAUAUGGGAGUCAAUGAGAGUGAAGCAUGUGAAGGGGACGGAAAAGUCUCUGGGAAUGCCAACACAGGAGAUCAAAUGAAAGAAGAGAAGGAAGAAGUGAAUCAAAACAAGGAGGAGUGUAAAAAAGUUGAAGAAAAAAAGGCAGAGAGUGAUGGCAAAACGGAAAAAACAGGGGAGAAGGGAGAGGAUGAAAGUAAAGUAAAGAGCACAGAGACAGAGAAACAAGGGAAGACAAAGCGGAAGAGCGGGACAACUUCUGCCCCCCCCACCCGUGUGGCACCCCCCAGAAUAGGAAUGAGCAGACCCCAAAAUGCCCGCUCAUCAGCCAGGAGAGACGCUAUGGCAAAGUUUCAGAAAGACCAGACUCCAGUUGUCCGGAACUUUAAAGUUCAGAGGUCCUCUUUAGGGCUGGCAAGUGGUGCUUCAAUCAAACAGAAAAUCCUCCAGUGGUGUGUCAACAAAACACGAAACUAUGAGGGUGUUGUGAUAGAGAACUUUUCUUCUUCCUGGAGUGACGGGCUGGCUUUCUGCGCCCUCGUCCAUCGCUUCUUCCCCUCUGCUUUUGACUUCUCAUCCUUAAAAGCCAGCGAACGAGAGAAGAACUUCACCCUGGCUUUCAGUACUGCAGAGUCGCUGGCUGACUGCUACCCACUGUUAGAAGUGCCUGAUAUGUUGAUGAUGGGGGACAGGCCAGACCCACUGUGUGUUUUCACCUAUGUACAAUCUCUCUGCCAACACCUCUCAAAGAUAGAGAGAGAGAGGAAGGAAAAAGAGAAAAAAGAAGAAAUCAAAAACCAAGAGGAAGAUGAAGGAGGAAGGCAAGAGGAAGUGGGAGAAGAAGAUGUCAAUGGAAAAGUUAUUGUGUACGGUGGCCCCUUCACCGACCCUCUCUUCUUCACCAAAUUUGACCAACGCUGGCCCCCACCUGGGCGACACCCUCCCAUCACACCAGCCACAUCUGGACCUUCAGGAAGUCAGUGA